AAAAUUAAUGCUAAAUUUAAAAAAUUAUACCUGGCAGCAUUGUUAGGGCGCACCGCAAAAAAGCCGACAGUAGAAUAAAAAAUUGUAAAUAAAAAUUAUAAAUGAACAUUGAAUAUUUAAAUUAUUUUCUACUUUGAUGUCCAGCAAGCGUAAAGAUCCUUGUAAGGCAAACGCAUGUAAAAUACAGGCUUGCUUGAGUGAAAAUCACUAUCAAGAGAGCAAGUGCUUGGAGGUGCUGGAACAAAUGCGUCUAUGUUGCCUAAAGUGGCAUAAAGAGUCAAAUUGUUGUUCAGGAAUAAUUUUAGAAAGAAGUUACCUCGUUGACAAAGACGAACAAAAACAGAAGUCAUAAAGGCAUAUAUAUUAAAUUUACUGUAAUAAAAGGCAUUUCUAUUUCAGUGAAUAAUGCAAAAACCUUCUAUUCCGCCCUACAAAUUGUCAGCUGAAAUACAAGAAAGAAUAAAACAGUUGCAACAACAAACCCAACAAGAGAGUGGACAACGUCGCCGUACAGCAGUGCUGCCAAAACGCACUUGGAUUCAACGUAAUCCACGACUUUUUCAAAUAACCUUUAUCACCACAUCUUUGUUGGUGUUUUUUUCAAAGCCUUUGUACGACGCCUUCAUCGCCGAUCCCGUACCGCCACCAAAAGGCGGAGCACCGCCAGGUCACAGACGUUAAGUAAACAACUAAAGAGCAGUAAAAUUCGAACAAUAUCAGCAAGUAAGAUCAACAGCUUGUGUAAUAAUUAAAGGAAUGGAAUCAGUGCGCAAAGCUAAGCAGAGACUACGCAAUUAUCCCGUGCUACUGGGCAAAUGCGCUGAUAAGGCAGCUGUUUAUGCGGCAUGUGUGACACGAGAUUUAAAUGUGCAGCAUCACAUUUGCGAUAAAGAAUACAAGCAGUUCAGUGAAUGUUUACAGAAAGCAGCAAAAGAAAUGAAAACGAAAUUGUAAAACGUAUGUACUUGUAAAUGCUGGUUUCUUAUAAAUGGAAAUUUUUCCUAUAAACUAUU
Messenger RNA from Bactrocera oleae (olive fruit fly), 1013 nucleotides. The record is from RefSeq and is a predicted model, not a curated record. Lineage: Eukaryota; Metazoa; Arthropoda; Insecta; Diptera; Tephritidae.